UGCUUUGGGGGGAGCUGGUGGUGCAACCGGAGGAGGGGCAACUCUUUUGGUACACGUACUAUCUAUCGAAGAAACUUGUUAAAGAAGCCCAGAUGUGUUUUGAAAAAGACAUACAGCAGACAAAACUGAUUAUGGAGCGAAUUCAAGAGCUAGAGUCUCAAAAGAGUGUAUUUACAAACGUCAAAGCAGCAGGGCAGGUUGUUGGAGGUUUAGGGUCUGGCAUAUAUGGAGUUACCAGAAACGCGCUAAAAUUAGCUGACGCGGUCGGUGACGUGGCAACAAUUGGAAAAACAUAUUUUGCUGCAUUAUCGACGGGAGCAAAGGUUUUUCACAUUGCAGGAAUUGCGUUUACAGUGGCAACUCUACCUUUUGACAUAUUCACUAUAUUUAGUAACGCAUCCUCCUUAGAGGAACAACAUUAGAUGACGAGUAAAAUCUUAGAAUGGGUUGAAGAACUCGAGAAUGACUUGCCAACUAUGAACCGAGUUUACAAUUACCUUAGCGAACAGUCUGAUUAUUAACACUAGGUAAAUCCUAAACGAUCGAACCUCAUUUAUUUACAUUCGGAAAAAACUUUAAAAAUGUUCAUUUCACUUUGUUUUUUCUCGACGACAAAGCUGUCGAUCUUAGUCACAUUCUAUCGUUCUUUUAAAGUGUAGAGUAUACAGUAUCUUCAAAAUGUUGUUCGCAACUUUGCACAUUCGUCUUAAUUUUCGUCGCAAUGUUCUAUUCGUUUGAUACCUUUGAAGUAAGAAAUGUUGCAGCUAUAGAGCGAUUUUGUCAUUCUGAUGCAUUCUAACCCACAGUUGACACUACCACGUGAAUUUGGCUGAUACUGAGGCCACAACAGAUGAAAAUAUAGGUAUUGUGACCUGUGUUGAUACCUGUAUGGAUAACAAAAGAUGUCGUUGAUGUUAAUGUAAGGAGUGUCGAGGGAGCUCUAUGAUAAUGUGUGAAAGCAGAUCUGAUUUGCUGUGGACUAAAUAGUCGAUUACACGUAUCUAGCAAAGUUUAUUUAUCAUUCAUUCAAAAAC
This is a messenger RNA of Owenia fusiformis, 1034 nucleotides long. The record is from the annotation of a GenBank genome assembly. Lineage: Eukaryota; Metazoa; Annelida; Polychaeta; Sabellida; Oweniidae.